AUGCCUGUACGCCUCCGAUAUUUAUUACACCGUUUACCAUUACCAUCACUUCAAUAUUAUACAUUGCUUAGUAUUUCUUUAUUAUUUGCAAAUAUUCUCUACUAUCAUCAUUUAAUUCAAGUGAAUGUUAAAAAUUUUACGAAUGAAACAAAUAUCAAUGGGACAGUAUUUGUUACUGAUGCGAAACCUUUUUCAUAUGCAUAUAUUCAAGCACUUGUAUCCAUACUUAUAUCUCAAACAUUAUCCCUUCUAAUACUUGUUAAUGCGAUAUAUUGUUCAUUUGGAUUAUUUGUUAAAUAUGUACAAGAAUUAGUCUUUGGCGAAAUACGUUUGGUUGAAUUACAACGAAUAAAAGAAAAAUUUUGGAAUUAUGCAUUUUAUAAAUUUUGUUUUCUAUUCGGUGUACUUGGUUUAGAAAAUCUGAAUGAACUUGUAUUAUGGAUAUCGUGGUUUUCAUUUUUAGCCUGUGCACUUCUUCUAUGCCAAUUAUCGAAAGAUCGUUUUGAACUGUUAUCAGUUUCGGCAUCGAUACGUCGCCGACCACUUGUCAAAAUUCUUUGUUUACUUAUAUCAUUACUUGCAAUAUCCUCAAUUUUAUUAACAAUUUGUUUUCUUGUUGGUUUAAAAUAUGGUGGUUUAUCAAUAUUUUUCUUUAUGCUAGCUGAAACAAUUUUAUUAAUACUCGAUAUAUGUUAUCUUCUAUUUAAAUACACAUUUCAAUAUCAUAUAUUUGAACAACAAGAGCAAAACCCAUUAUCAGCAUCGAAUGAACAUCGUUCUUAUAUGAUUUAUUAUAUUGAAUUUUUAUAUCAUGUAAUUACUUUAAUUAUUGACAUAAUACAUAAUUUACAAAUGUUAUUUUAUCAUCAAACAUUUAUGUCAAUGUCAUCGUUAAUAUUUUUUAUGCAACUUAAACCAUUAUUUAAUGAAUUAACACAACGUUUAAAACGACAUAAAUCAUAUCGUAAUGCAAUGAUACGAAUGGAAAAGAAGUAUCCAUUGUUAACGAAAUAUGAUUUAGAACAAAAAUAUAUGAAACAAAAUCAUGUAUCAAGUUUAGAUGAAGUUUGUUCGAUUUGUUGGGAAAAAUUUGAAAAAGCAAGAUGUUUACCAUGUGGUCAUUUAUUUCAUCAAAAUUGUUUACGAAGUUGGCUGGAACAAGAUACAACGUGUCCAAUAUGUCGUGUAUCUCUACAAGAAGAUAACGUACAACAAACUCCUAAUGUUCCUAUUGCACCUCCGGCAACACCUAAUUUUCUUCUUUGGCCAUCUUUAAUUCUUGCACGCCGUCCACCAAAUGUACUUGGCUUACCUGAUACAAAUGUUCAACGUCCACCAGGCAAUCAUUUGUUUCGUUUCGAUGGCAGUCGAUAUUCAUCUUGGUUACCGAGUUUUUCAAUUGAAAUCAAUCAUAAUUUUCCAUUUCGUCUUGGUCGUGCACGUCUUACUGAUGUACAAUUGACAAGUACAGCGCAAAGUAUACAACAAAUAUUUCCACAAGUGUCAUAUGAAAUUAUUCUUGCCGAUUUACAACAAACACAGUCAAUUGAUGCAACUAUUGAGAAUAUUAUGGACCAUCGUAUUCAAACUGAACCCCAACCAGCUCAUAAUCAACAUGAUACAUCAGGCUCAGAAGAAUCUUCAUAUACAUCGUCAUCAUCGGCGGCAUCAUCAGUUUCAUCUUCAGAAGCUGGCGAAUCAGUUGAUACAGAUGUAUUAUCUGAUUUACCGCGAACAACACAACCAGAUGAAUUAGUCGAUAAUGAUGAUAGUGAAAAUUUCACAUGGCCAUUAGAUCCUCAACUCUCAUUAGUUAGUCGAAAGCAAUUAUUAAUUGCACAUAUGCGAAGACGAUUUCUUGAACACGAACGUCGCAGUCAAUUAGCAACAAAAAAAAUAAUGAGUCGAAGAGUUGGUAUCGGCGCGAUUCAGCAGCAAAUGCUUCAAAAAGCAAAGUUCAAUGAAAAAGGUUCAGAACUUGCACGUGAUCAUUUAGAAAAGCUUGCUCAACAAUUCGAAGUAUUUCGUGCUAAUUUGGAAAAAUUUGCUGAGAAACACAAGAAUGAAAUAAAAAAAGAUGUUGCAUUUCGGCGGCAAUUUCAAGAUAUGUGUGCGACUGUUGGUGUUGAUCCACUUGCAUCAAGUAAAGGUUUUUGGUCACAAGUUCUUGGUGUUGGUGAUUUCUAUUAUGAAUUAGCUGUACAAAUUGUUGAAGUAUGUGUUGCAACAAGUGCACAAAAUGGUGGCCUAAUUUCGCUUGAUGAACUUCUAAUACGUCUUCGGAAAGCUCGUGGAAAAUCUCGUUCAGCACAAGAUGUUUCACAUGAUGAUAUUUUACGUGCGAUUAAAAAAUUGCGCGCACUUGGCGAUGGUUUUAGUGUGAUUGAGCCAACGAACGGUCAAGGACGUGUACUUGUACAAUCGAUACCAGGUGAAUUAAGUAUGGAUCAUACAGCAAUAUUAAAUUCACUUCAAACACGUUCGAGUUUUACGGUUGAGCAAUUACGCGAGCAAUUCAAAUGGUCAGAUGAUCGAAUAAAAGCCGCUAUUGAUUUCAUGAUCAAAGAAGGUCUGGUGUGGGUUGAUAAUAAUGGACGUAAUACAGAAUACUAUUUGCCUGGUUUGUUCACUGCACAGCGUGUGACAGCCGGCGAAAGUUUUUAA
This is a messenger RNA of Rotaria socialis, 2664 nucleotides long. The record is from the annotation of a GenBank genome assembly. NCBI's taxonomy places the organism in Eukaryota, Metazoa, Rotifera, Eurotatoria, Philodinida, Philodinidae.